AUCAUCACGAUGAUUCCGGCGGCCACGCUCAUUUUGCUGCUGUUCCAGCUCUGCAUCUCGGCGGCGGCGGCCCAGGUCACAGGAGGUGCGGGGCCGCCGCCGGCGAGCUGCCCGACGAGCUGCGGCGGCGUGAGCGUGCCGUACCCGUUCGGCAUCGGCCAAGGGUGCUCCUGGCCGGGCUUCAACCUCACCUGCAACCGGGCGCGCGGCCGAGAGCGGCUGCUCAUCGGCACCCUCGAGGUCGUGGACAUCUCGCUGGCCAACUCGACGGUUCGCGUCAUGGACAGCGCGGGCGCCGUGAACAUCACCUACCACGGGACCCCGGAGGGCAACGGCACGUGGGGUGGCCUCGCCGGCGGCCCGUUCGUGGUGUCGGAGACGCGCAAUCAGUUCCUCGUGACCGGGUGCAACGUGCAGGCCACGCUGCUCGGGGAGGCGGGCAACGUCAUCGUUGGCUGCUCCGCCUUCUGCGCCGUCAACGACCGCUGGUCCAGCGCCGCCACGAGCUCGCUCCAGGAGGUCGCCAAGUGCGCCGGCAUCGGCUGCUGCGAGACGCCCAUCCCCAUCGGCCGUCCGUCCUACGGCGUCGAGUUCAAGUGGGUGGACCCCAACCACGAGAAGGACGGCGAGCUGCCCGCCUCCGUGCGCAUCGCCGAGAGGGGCUGGUUCGAGGGCGUCUCCGCCGCGCUCCUCAACACGUCGCUCGCCGACGCGUCGAGCCGGACGGCGGUCCCCGUGGUGCUAGAGUGGGCGGUGGAGUCCAGGCCGCUCCCGCAGCCGCAGGAUACGCUGGGCACGUCGGGCUGCCCGGAGGACGCGGCGAGGAGCGCGUGCCGGAGCAGCCUCAGCUCAUGCCUCAACGUCACCGGCAACUACCGCACUGGCUACGUGUGCCGGUGCGAGGCCGGGUACCAGGGCAACCCCUACCUCGCCGCCGACGGAUGCCAGGACGUCGACGAGUGCGCGCUGCCCGGCACCUGCUCCGGCGGCGAGUGCACCAACACGGCCGGCGGACACAUAUGCCGGUGUCCGCGUGGUGCCCGCGGCAACCCCAAUGUCAAAGAUGGCUGCGUCAAAUCUUCCCUACCCCUAGGUUUGAGUGUCGGCAUAGGAAUGGGCAGCGGCGCAGGCCUUCUACUCAUGGUACUCGGUGCCGUCUUUUUGACCCGGAAGCUGAAGCAUCGGAGGGCAAAAAUGUUGAAGCAGAGGUUCUUCAAGCAAAACAGGGGAUACCUCUUGCACCAAUUGGUGUCACAGAACACGGACAUCGCCGAGAGGAUGAUCAUCCCCUUGGUGGAGCUGGAGAAGGCCACGAACAAUUUCGACAGAGCUCGUGAGAUCGGCGGGGGAGGACAUGGCACGGUGUACAAAGGGAUCAUGUCGGACCUGCACGUCGUGGCGAUCAAGAAGUCUAAGGUGGUGAUUCAGAAGGAGAUCGACGAGUUCAUCAACGAGGUAGCUAUCCUCUCGCAAAUCAACCAUCGGAACGUGGUGAAGCUCUUCGGGUGUUGCCUUGAGACGGAGGUGCCGUUGCUAGUGUACGAGUUCAUCUCCAAUGGGACUCUUUACAAUCAUCUCCAUACCGAAGAGCCCGAAUCAUCGCUGCCAUGGGUGGACCGGCUAAGAAUUGCAACAGAGACCGCGAGAGCUCUCGCAUACCUUCACUCGGCCGUGUCACUGCCCAUAGUCCACAGGGACAUUAAGUCUCAGAACAUUUUGAUUGAUGGCAACCUCAUAGCAAAGGUGUCGGAUUUUGGAGCUUCGAGGUGCAUUCCAAUCGAUCAAACUGGGAAUGCAACCGCCAUCCAAGGAACAUUCGGGUACCUAGACCCCAUGUACUAUUAUUCGGGGCGACUCACCAAGAAGAGUGACGUUUAUAGCUUUGGCGUUCUCCUCAUGGAGCUGCUCACGAGGAAGAAACCAUGCUCAUUCCGAUCGGAGGAGGAGGAAAGCCUUGUCGCAUAUUUUACCGCCCUGCGCGCGACAGGUGAUCUAAUCCGUGUGCUAGAUCAUCAGAUCGUCUCGGAAGGCGACAAGGAGGUUGAAGAGGUAGCUAUGCUGGCAGCAGCAUGCGUGAGGAUGGAAGGAGACCAUCGACCGACCAUGAGACAAGUCGAGAUGACACUCGAGAGCCUUCGAGUACCCCAUGAAAGUGUUAAGAUGUAUGAGAUGGCUGCACCUAGUUAUGGAGGCGUUGUGGGUAAGGGCACGAACGAGGUGAGCAGACAAUACAGCAUGGAAGAAGAGUAUUUGUUGUCAUCAAGAUACCCAAGGUAGUGAAUGUAUUUGUGUGAUUUCAAUUUAAUAAGUGCACUAAGGAUUUCUUCAUUGCAAUGCGCACAAGGAUCAAAUGGCUGGACCACGACAGUU
Messenger RNA from Hordeum vulgare subsp. vulgare (domesticated barley), 2370 nucleotides. Its product is annotated as wall-associated receptor kinase 2-like. Gene Ontology annotation, molecular function: ATP binding; protein serine/threonine kinase activity; polysaccharide binding. Gene Ontology annotation, cellular component: plasma membrane. The coding region runs from base 10 to 2277 and encodes 755 amino acids. The record is from RefSeq and is a predicted model, not a curated record. Gene Ontology annotation, biological process: protein phosphorylation; cell surface receptor signaling pathway. The transcript has 2 exons. NCBI's taxonomy places the organism in Eukaryota, Viridiplantae, Streptophyta, Magnoliopsida, Poales, Poaceae.